UUAUUUGCUUUUCGAUAAACGAAGAAGACCAGGCUUCAGUGUCACGUUUGACAAUCUCGUGGGUAUGCGCAUACGCAGCGAUGACUUAUUAUAGCGUUGCGGGCGGUGAAAACAAGUAUCCAAAAAAUACCAAAACUUCCUUUCUCAAGACGAGCCUGUCCAAGCCAGACGACCUCCAUCUAUGCGCCGCUUCUGAUAUGAAGUGGUGAGAAUGAACCCCCGAGCUAACUUAUGCUUCUGUGAUUUAAUCAAAAAGCAUUAUCUUCGCCGUCCUAUACAACUGAAAGAAGUACAUUUUACCGGGCUGCGGGAUUCAUCUACAAGCAAAGACACAAUGAGCUGAUCUAUCGUAAAUGAGAAAUAGUUCGGAAUCACUUCCUGCAGAAACCCGCUUAAAGUAGUAUUAAAAGGAGAUUCUAGCGAAGACAUUGAAGCACAAAGUAUUUUAACCAUGAGCUGUGUCAAUUCCUCUUCAUGUUCUUCCUGUCCUCCUGUGGUCGUAGACUCCAAAAUGGUUUUAUCACUUCUGGGACUGAGUGUUAUCAGCGUGUUUACCAUCUUUGGGAAUACCCUGGUAUGCAUGGCUUUUGCCACAAACAAGCGUCUAAGGAUAUUGACGAAUUUCUACGUGGCCUCCUUAGCUAUUAGCGAUGUUUUAGUGGCUGUCGUAAACAUUCCCUUGUGGACGUACUGGAGAGCGAUCAACUUUUGUAACUUCAGAGGGAAUCCACUUUACGAGACAUAUGUCAUUUUCGACAUCCUUUGCGGAACAGCAUCAAUAUGGAACAUGGCUGCAAUCAGUAUCGACAGGCUCCUUGCUGUCGUUCACCCAACCGUAUACCGAGCCCGCCUUAAUAAGAAACCAAAACUGGCAGCCUACAUCAUUAUCUAUGUGUGGACAUUCUCCACCGCCAUGGCGCUUCUUCGCUUUACAUGGAAGAAAUGGAACUACGCACUAUUCCUAGUCGUUCUCAGUUUCUUCAUCCCGUUAUUUAUCAUCCUCUUUUCCUAUGGAAAGAUAUACAGCGUCGUUCGAUACCGCGCGAAGUGGACUGGAAGUGUGCUGAUUGAGCUCCGACUAGCACGGACUCUAGCCAUUGUGAUUGGCGCUUUUGUCCUGUGUUGGGGUCCAUUCUUCAUGUUCAACAUCGUGGCAUAUUAUUGCCGCAGGAACUGUAAAUAUGGCAACGCCACUGAAAUCAUCAAAUGGUUUCAAUACACCUCUUCGUGUAUCAACCCAAUCAUUUACACUAUACGAAAUAAAGAAUUUCGCUAUACUUUUCACAAGUUGAUCUUUAGGUGUGACUACAGGAACGGCUCGUACAGAAUAAACUCCUUACGUCCAAGACGGACCAUAUGCUGUGGGUGUUGCUCGAUACCAGACUUCGAGAUCUACGAAACGAGAUCGAGGUGCGGGACUUUUACCGAAGAUCAUGAUAGUCAAAUCACUAUGGCAACACUUAACGGUAACGGACAUUUGAGGACACUUUCUUUUACUAAUUCUGCAAUGCAAAGGUCACACGAAGAAACUGAUGGUCUACCUAGAGCGUCUUCCUUGUAAAGCUGUGGUCUGUGUUUUCUCAUGAAAACUCGCAUGCGCCAAAAUAAACAUGCAUCGUCAAAACUUGACUUAUUUUUAUCUGAAAAUGUAUCUCGUGGGCCAUCAAUUUUUAGAGGUAGACAAACUUACAUUUAAUUUCUUUACGUGAUAUCACUUGCAUACGGUAAUGGCCGCCAUGUUGGAUUAAAGUUAUCUUAUAGUCAUCCAACAUGGCUGCCAUGUUUUGUCUCAUCAGCCACACAGGUGCAAGAGUAUGGAGCGUUUUCAUUCACGUGAGAAGGCAGCCAUAAACAAUAGAAACUUUCUGCACACUUUUUGCAUAAAAAUAGUGUUCAAUUCCCGGAGGAAAGAAAAUGUAUUGUUUUGGUACACCAACAUGGCCGCCGUGACGUCUCGCGAAAACGUUCUAUAACUCAGUUUUACAGUGUAAAAAAUAUUUUAAAGUUCUGUAGAAUUUACUUUUUUUUAAAGUAUAUCAAUGGAAAUAAUAAGUUAAAGUUAUUUAGAAGUAGAAAAAGAAAAUUACCGGAAAGAAGUGUAUAAAUGGAUGACAAAAAGUGGAGGCUAAGUUAUUACGAUUAGUCUUUAAAUCCUAAUAUAAUUUAAUAUUCAAAGAUAUAACGCGUAAUCUGAUUGGUUGAAAAAUAUAAUGAAAACAUUGACGUCAUAUUUUUACUCAAUUCCAGAAUCUGUGUUUACCCUCAUUUCAUAAGAGAAAUUUAGAAACCCUUGAGGGAAAAAGAAAGUUGGGUAUUGCUUCCUAUAUAUAUAUAUAUUCUAAUAAUUCCAAAAUGUCACAUAUAUAUGAAUCCUCUAUUGUAACUCAAUACUGGCUUAAUACUGGUUUCGCCUUGCGACUUAAGCAUGCGCAUCCUCGAAUGCAGUAUUCCAAAUUAACAAAUCUUUGCUGUUCUAAACUAUAAUAUAUUUAUUUAAGGCUGAGAAGAUAGAAAGAUAGAAUACCCAAGGAAUCAAAGGAGAUAUAAUCUCUGUACUUUGAGUCCAGUCUCGCAAUCUGUUCGUCUAGAUUGCUUUCUGCGUCAAAGGCAACUCCAACUUUAGGCGCAACAAAUUUCCGCGAUCUCGUGUUUUCUUUCUUCCGUCUACCAAAUUUACGACUGUUUUUACACAGUAGUAAAUGUACGGCAUGGAGCGUUUUGGUCACAUUGAAGAAAAUAAACGCUGAACAAAAUGUAAAUACUACUAUGUAAAACAAAGUGUCGAAUAAAAAAAAUGUGACUUCCAA
Actinia tenebrosa (Australian red waratah sea anemone) is the source of this 2807-nucleotide messenger RNA. RefSeq names its product histamine H2 receptor. The record is from RefSeq and is a predicted model, not a curated record. Gene Ontology annotation, cellular component: plasma membrane. NCBI's taxonomy places the organism in Eukaryota, Metazoa, Cnidaria, Anthozoa, Actiniaria, Actiniidae. Gene Ontology annotation, molecular function: G protein-coupled receptor activity. Gene Ontology annotation, biological process: G protein-coupled receptor signaling pathway.